Molecule: messenger RNA, 1418 nt
Organism: Theobroma cacao (cacao)
Lineage: Eukaryota; Viridiplantae; Streptophyta; Magnoliopsida; Malvales; Malvaceae
Product: stress regulated protein
Biological process (GO): proteolysis
Molecular function (GO): ATP binding; ATP-dependent peptidase activity; metalloendopeptidase activity
Source: RefSeq, a predicted model, not a curated record
CAUAUGUCGUAAAAUCUUUAUAUAUUAGUUGUACUAGACUUAUCAUAAUUCUGUGGCUGAGAAAAUGUGCAAUUUGAAUGGAAAGAGACAUGGUGUGUUAUGUUAGAAAAGCAUUGUAUUUGGGAUGAAAUUCCUUUUCUUUUAAACAGUUAUGGGCGUGUUGGCUUAUUACUGUAACUUAAGUUCAUGCCCAAGUCUGAGAUUAUCGACUUUUAGGAUUGUGGGUUCAUCAGAAAUUGGGGUGUCCAGAAGACAAGUAUUGGAACAAGUGGAUAAGGAGCUGAACAAAGGGGAUGAGAGGGCUGCACUCACUCUUGUCAGGGACUUGCAAGGAAAGCCUGGUGGGCUUCGAUGUUUUGGUGCUGCCCGGCAGGUUCCCCAAAGACUGUACACCUUGGAUGAAUUGAGACUGAAUGGAAUAGAAACUACAUCUCUUCUAUCACCAGAUGAUGCAACUCUGGGUUCAAUAGAAAGAAACCUGCAGCUUGCUGCUAUCUUAGGAGGGGUUGCAGCAUGGAAUGCUUUUGGGUUUAGCCCGCAGCAAAUCCUGUUUAUUUCUUUGGGCUUCUUGUUUCUGUGGACACUGGACUCGGUUUCAUUCAAUGGAGGAGUUGGUAGCUUGGUCCUUGACACAAUUGGUCACACUUUCAGUCAGAAGUAUCACAACAGGGUUAUUCAACAUGAAGCUGGUCAUUUCUUGAUUGCUUACCUGGUGGGUAUACUUCCAAGAGGAUACACAUUAACUAGUUUGGACGCUUUAAAGAAAGAAGGAUCACUCAAUAUUCAAGCAGGGACAGCUUUUGUUGAUUUUGAGUUUCUUGAAGAAGCUAAUGCAGGGAAAGUAUCAGCGACAACGCUGAACAGGUUCUCAUGCAUAGCACUAGCAGGUGUGGCAACUGAAUAUCUGUUAUACGGAUAUGCUGAGGGAGGCCUUGCUGAUAUAAACAAGUUGGAUGCAUUGCUCAAAGGCUUGGGAUUCACACAAAAGAAAGCAGAUUCCCAAGUCAGAUGGUCUGUGCUGAACACCAUCCUACUGCUGCGUCGACACGAGGCAGCCCGAGGUCAACUUGCAGAGGCAAUGUCCCUGGGAAAAUCUGUAGGAUCCUGCAUUGACAUUAUAGAGGAUAACAUCAAUGAUGAUGACAUCUAGUUGCAACUGGCUUUACUGGCUAACUCCCUUUGUCAUUUUUUCUCGACUUAUGAGUUAGAUGAGAUUGGACUUCAUACACAAAGAAGAUUUCUGUCAAUAUGGUGUAUCUGCAUCUGCUUUCAAAUGAAAAUAUUUGUAAUGUAGCUGACAGGAAGUAAAUUCAGUUGUGCAAUUUUUCCAUGGAAUUAAGCUUUGCCAUAAUGUGAUUGAUUAUUUGUAUUAGUAAUACCCUUAUUGUGAUAAAAUAAGAGGAUAUAUAGAUCAUAUA